CCACGUUAUGCAACCACAAUUCCCAUAACUGUAAAUUUCCCUGUAAAAUUCAAGAAGUUCGUCCCGUUUUAACAUGCCUGCCGGUAAAUGUUCUUCGCGUCUUCGCUAACUGACUUUGAUCUCAAAGUCGAUCUUGACUUUAAACCGAGUUAAUGUUAUCUAACGCCAAGCGCAUUUAAAAGAAGCAUUAAACCGCACUCUUCCAAGUAAAGGAUCUUACGCGGCGCCGUGCGGCCGAUGAAUGACCGAAGACAGUCUCGACCACGUUUGAUCCAUGACCGCGGAAAAACAAACUGCAGUUGCGGAUGGAAGGAGAGAUUCGGUCACGGUGUGGCGUUCACGCUCGCCGUCUUCGAAGCGAAGCGUCUCCUCGUGCUCGCUCUGGAGAUACUUGCGGAGUGGCAGGUGAUCUAUUUUGCAGGUGGCCUACAGCCAGUCGCCCUCACCCUUGCGGAUGUGGUCUUAGGGUUGCUAUGUGCUAUCAUAACCGUACGUGCUAUACACAGGCGUACAUUAUCGAACUUUCGUCCGAAGACUAAGCGUGUUCUAAGGUACCUCCUGAUAAUCAUAGCCGUGUGUGCCGCUAUGAACACGGCGACCUUAGCCUCAAUAGGGUACCACAUCAGUGUGAGACAAGAGACGUUGGUCGACGUCUUUAAUACCUCGAUGCGAAUGUACGGCAGUGCAGCAUCUUACAAAUAUGCCAUCGAUGAAAUACAAUUCAUGUUACAAUGCUGCGGUCAUACUUUCUAUACUGACUGGUUCUUCUUCGACUGGCAGAAUGUAGAUUACGCAUCUCGAGAAGACAUGACGAGACAAAGCCGGAUCUCGGACGAGGAUUACAGAGAUCGCAGUGUCCCCUUCAGCUGUUGCAACUUGCGUGUAAUGACACCUUGCAUGCACACGGAGAUGACAGACGACAAAACGAUAAACGUGAAUGGCUGCGCCGCUGCGAUCAGCCCCAUUCUUCUCAGAAUCGUCAUCGUCGCUUACGUCAUGACCAGCACCUUGAUCAUUAUACAAGUGCUAUUAGCGUUUUUAAUUACUAGGAUGGUCUCCACGUUUGUUCCGCCUGCAAUAACAUUUCCUGCUCGAUGUCAUGCUGCGUUACAAGCAAGUCCAGCGUUGAAGAUCUGUAGACAACAAUGUUCUCACAAAAAAUCAAUCGGGAAGAAAAAAGCAACGAAACAACAAUUUCCGUUAUCGACAGAAAAAAAUAGUUGCUUUGAAAAAUCCAAACUUAGAUGUUCCGUUACCGGACGAGGUUGUUCUAACUCAAGUGACAAAAAGUAUAUCCAGGAUGUAGCAAAGAUCAAACCGAGCGUUCACGAGGAGCACAGAAUAUCUAUAAAACGUCUUCAUAACGUCUGCUUGUAUUGAAGCUCUAUCGUAUUGAUGACUUAGAAAUUUUCGAAGCAACAGUUCUUCCAAACAAAUUUAUUAAUGACGGUAAAAUACUAGUGUCACGAUAAGAGAUAAGUUGAGAGACAAGUAGUGAGGUAAAUAGAUUUCCUUUUUAUAUAUUCAAAACGUCAGAUUCAGUUCAGUUCGACUCGUGAAACAAAAAUACGACGUUGGCUUUGUUAUAAAGCCGUUAGUUAUCCGACCAUAAGCUUGUGUUAAUUAACUAAAUCUGUUAUAUCUUACUCAGCUAUUAAAAGUGGUAAAAUGACUUCUCAAUUUUGAUACAAAAGUCAAAAGCAAGAAAAAAUCACACAAAAGUAGUACGUCAAGAUUUAAGUACGUUGAGAGGCUUUGUUAUUGUUAUGCAUAAUUAUGCUUUGAAUUGAGCAUCAGAAAAUGUUGCAAUCUUCCUACAGCUUUGAUAACUAAGUCAACAAUUCUAAAUUGCUUUAUAGUAUUCAUAUGUUAAUAAUCUACCGCAUCUUAUUUUUUUAUCAAUAUCGUAAGUAUAGUUUGAUAAGCUGGAGUUUAAAAUGUGCUUUUUUCGGGUUUACGCAUAUAACAUGUAAAAAAUGUCACUUCUAAUUGUAAUUAUUUCUUUGGAAAAGUUAAACGUUUAGAAAUUUCACAGGUGCUUAUAAAACCUUUU
Pseudomyrmex gracilis is the source of this 2053-nucleotide messenger RNA. RefSeq lists its product as uncharacterized. Gene Ontology annotation, cellular component: membrane. The record is from RefSeq and is a predicted model, not a curated record. The coding region runs from base 238 to 1380 and encodes 380 amino acids. The transcript is spliced from 6 exons. NCBI's taxonomy places the organism in Eukaryota, Metazoa, Arthropoda, Insecta, Hymenoptera, Formicidae.